GGAAAAGCCCCAAGGGUAACAAUGGAGCUGAGUUAGAGGUUGUGCAGUUGGUUAAGAAGGGAGGAACGGGCAUCGGAGCCUGACUGCCAAGACCCUAAAUCUGUCCCAGCCAAAAGACAGGAGACACAGGACCGAAAGGCAGUGGAGAGGCAGGAAAGGUGGUGAAGACCGAAAGCGUCAACAUCCCUGCAUACCCCCACCAAAAUGGCUGCCCUUGGACACACGCUGCCCUUCUACACUGGCCCCAAGCCAACCUUUCCAAUGGACACUACUUUGGCUGUUAUCAUCACCAUCUUCCUGACUGCACUGGUCACCUUCAUCAUCAUUCUGCCUGGCAUCCGUGGGAAGACGAGGCUGUUCUGGCUGCUACGGGUGGUGACCAGCUUGUUCAUCGGGGCUGUGAUCCUGGCUGUGAACUUCAGUUCUGAGUGGUCCGUGGGCCACGUCAACACCAACACAACGUACAAAGCCUUCAGUCCCAAGUGGGUCAGCGUGGACGUGGGACUGCAGAUUGGGCUUGGAGGAGUCAAUAUCACCCUCACAGGGACCCCAGUGCAGCAGCUGAAUGAAACCAUCAACUACAAUGAGGCGUUCACAUGGCACCUGGGCAAGAGCUAUGCAGAGGAGUACACAAAGGCCCUGGAGAAGGGCCUUCCAGACCCGGUGCUAUACCUGGCUGAGAAAUUCACCCCUCGAAGCCCAUGUGGCCUGUACAACCAGUACCGCCUGGCAGGACACUAUGCCUCAGCCAUGCUGUGGGUGGCAUUCCUCUGCUGGCUGCUGGCCAAUGUGAUGUUGUCCAUGCCAGUGCUGGUUUAUGGCGGCCACAUGCUGCUGGCCACUGGCCUCUUCCAGCUGCUGGCACUGUUCUUCUUCUCCAUGACCACGUCACUCCUAUCACCCUGUCCCCUGCGUCUGGGCACGGCUGUGCUGCACACUCACCAUGGGCCUGCUUUCUGGAUCACACUAGCCACGGGACUGCUGUGUAUUCUGCUUGGCCUGGUCAUGGCAGUGGCCCACAGGAUGCAACCUCACAGACUGAAGGCUUUCUUCAACCAGAGUUCAGAGGACCCCAUGCUGGAGUGGGGCUCUGAAGAAGGGGGACUCUUGAGCCCCCACUACCGGUCCAUAGCUGAGAGUCCUGAGACCCAGGACAUUCCCAUGUUAGAAGCUUCCUCUGAGACAUGUUUUAAGGAGGAACACCUCAAAGAGUCCGACUGUUCCCUGUAAAGCUCUUCUCCUGGCAGCCACUGAGUUUCCAGACUGGCUCCAGAUGUCACUGGAGCCCCCACAAAACGAGCAGAACCGCCCAGGAAGUGGGUUCGGGUUGUAUCAUAUACACGGCUCCAAUUUGUUGAUGUAACAGACUAAU
Molecule: messenger RNA, 1372 nt
Organism: Apodemus sylvaticus (European woodmouse)
Lineage: Eukaryota; Metazoa; Chordata; Mammalia; Rodentia; Muridae
Gene: Duoxa1
Product: dual oxidase maturation factor 1
Exons: 7
Coding region: 205-1230 (341 amino acids)
Biological process (GO): protein transport
Cellular component (GO): endoplasmic reticulum membrane
Source: RefSeq, a predicted model, not a curated record